Myripristis murdjan (pinecone soldierfish) is the source of this 1188-nucleotide messenger RNA. RefSeq names its product butyrophilin subfamily 1 member A1-like. Gene Ontology annotation, biological process: regulation of cytokine production; T cell receptor signaling pathway. The transcript has 5 exons. The record is from RefSeq and is a predicted model, not a curated record. Bases 1 to 1188 code for a protein of 395 amino acids. Gene Ontology annotation, cellular component: external side of plasma membrane. Gene Ontology annotation, molecular function: signaling receptor binding. NCBI's taxonomy places the organism in Eukaryota, Metazoa, Chordata, Actinopteri, Holocentriformes, Holocentridae.
AUGAAGUUCAUUCUGUGUGGCUUUGCUGGAUUCUGGUUGUUGCUCAUCCACAGACUCCCAGUUUCCUCAGGUCAGUCUUGGGUGAUUGGCUCACCUGGGCCAAUAAUAGCAUUAGCUGGUGAUGAUGUAAUUCUGCCGUGUCACUUUAAACCAGCCAUCAAUGACUUUUCCGGGACAGUGGAGUGGACCAGAUUGGACCUGGACCCACCAUAUGUUCAUGUUCACCAAAGUGGUCGUCUGAUGGUUCAGAACCAAAAUCCACUGUAUAAGUACAGGACCGUCCUGUUUCUGGAUGAGCUGAAGAAUGGAAACGUCUCGCUGAAACUCUUUGGAGUGAAAAUCUAUGAUGAGGGGAGAUACUUAUGCUUCAGUCCCAACAUAAGGAGAGAAGCCUUCAUACAGCUCAAUGUUGGUGCUGCCUCCUCUCCUGUCAUCAACAUGAGCAAAAGCAGCAGUGGAGUGGUUUUAAAGUGUGAAAGUAAAGGCUGGUACCCAGAGCCUGAGCUGUUUUGGCUGGACGCUGAGGGAAAGCUCCUCUCUGCUGGAGCUCCAGAGACAGUCAGAGGUCCUGAUGGCCUCUAUACUGUCAGCAGCAGAGUGACUGUGGAGGAGAGACACAGCAACAGCUACACCUGCACAGUUCAGCAGCGCAAAAUACAACAAACGAGGGAGGCACACAUUCACAUUCCAGAUCAUUUCCUCAUGUACAACGAUAGGCCUGGUUUUUAUAGUACUGCUAUCGACAUCAUCCUGUGUAUUUUUGCUGUUGUCUUUGUUGUGAGUAAAUGGAGACAUAACAAAACCGAAGAGCGAGUCAGAAAGCAGCUCAUGUCAGAAAGGGGGGCAAUGAAGAACCUGGACGCAAAAAAGGCAAAACUUGAAGAGCAAAGUAAGAAUGAGCAUGAAGAGGAACAGAAGACUGAUGCAGAGAAUGAGACUGAGCAACUCAAAUUGCAACUGGAGGAGAAGAAAGAAGAAGCUGAGAAAAUUAAAGAUGAGUACAAAAAUGUACUAAAAAAGAUUUACGAUGUUCUGCUGGAAAGAAGGUCUGAACUUGGGAGAGAGCUAAGGGAGACCCAAGACAGUUGGUUUUAUGGCUGUUCAUACAGGAUUCAUAGGACAAGUCAACUCAGUGCGGCACUGAAUGAGUUAAACACACUGAGUGCUGCAAUUGACAGUAAGAUUUAG